AUGGAGGCUGCCGUGGUGACCGCAUCGCAUGGAGCUAUGGGCUCCCUGAUAGCGAAGCUUGGUGAUUUGCUCACAGCUGAGUACAAGCUGCUCAAAGAAGCUAAGGGGCAGAUUUUGUUCCUCAAAGCUGAGCUUGAGAGCAUGCAUAGGUUCCUAAAGGAGAUCUCAGAUACAGAACAGCCUGAUGAACAGGACAAGUGCUGGGCCAAGGAGGUACGUGAGCUGUCUUUUGACAUCGAAGAUAGCAUCAGUGAGUUCAUGCUCCGUGUGGAACCCAAUUCAAGCAGCAAGCCACGCGGAUUCAUGGGUUUCAUGAAUAGGAGCACGAAGUUGUUGACGACCAUGAACAUUCGGCAUGACAUCGCCAAAGAGUUUGAAGGCCUUAAGGUCCGUGUUGUGCAGGCGCAGGAGCGGCGCAAGAGGUACCAGAAGACUGAUGAUGUUACCUCUAAGUCAGUCAACACAAUCAUUGAUAUUCGGUUGUUAGCAAUGUUCGCAGAAGCAUCAGGCCUUGUUGGUAUGGAUGGCCCCAGGGAUGAACUAAUUCAGUUGAUGGGUGGAGAGAAUGAGCUAAAGGUGCUCUCUAUAGUUGGAUUUGGAGGCCUAGGAAAAACUACCCUUGCAAAUGAGGUUUAUUGCAAGCUUCAGGGUGAGUUUCAGUGCCGAGCCUUUGUGUCUGUGUCCCAAAAAACAAACAUCAGGAAGCUUCUGAGAACUAUGCUAUCUCAAGUUGGCUUUGUAGCUCCUAUGGACACCAACAUGGAAUUGUGGGAAAGAAUCUGA
Miscanthus lutarioriparius is the source of this 783-nucleotide messenger RNA. The record is from the annotation of a GenBank genome assembly. Lineage: Eukaryota; Viridiplantae; Streptophyta; Magnoliopsida; Poales; Poaceae.